AUGACUUACCUAUUGACCGCCGGGGUUGCACCACAAUGGCUCGCAGAACAAGCUGCCAAAGGAAUCGACGUGGGCCCGCGCAAUGAAAGCCAGAAGAUCGCCGCCAGCAUCCAAAAGAUGCAAGAAGACUUCAAACAAUUCAAUAGCCUGGUACUGGAGGGAAUCAUGCUGCGUCCUGGCGACGAUGCCAGCUGGCAGGACUUUCUCACACUGCUGAAGAAACGCAAAUGGGAUGGCAUCACGCUUGGAGGAGGAGUGCGGACGACUCCAUUCCUCAGCGAUUACUUCACCGAGCUGAUAGCCGCCACCACUCGAGAGCAACCUCAAGCAACGUUGCUAUUUCCCCUUCUUCCCGAGGAUAUUGCCCCAGCAAUCAAGAAGCACAUGCCGACGGUGGAUUAA
This is a messenger RNA of Zasmidium cellare ATCC 36951, 402 nucleotides long. RefSeq lists its product as uncharacterized. The record is from RefSeq and is a predicted model, not a curated record. NCBI's taxonomy places the organism in Eukaryota, Fungi, Ascomycota, Dothideomycetes, Mycosphaerellales, Mycosphaerellaceae. The transcript has a single exon. Bases 1 to 402 code for a protein of 133 amino acids.